This is a messenger RNA of Oncorhynchus keta (chum salmon), 3378 nucleotides long. Its product is annotated as nuclear transcription factor Y subunit alpha-like. NCBI's taxonomy places the organism in Eukaryota, Metazoa, Chordata, Actinopteri, Salmoniformes, Salmonidae. Gene Ontology annotation, cellular component: CCAAT-binding factor complex. Bases 1130 to 2137 code for a protein of 335 amino acids. Gene Ontology annotation, molecular function: RNA polymerase II cis-regulatory region sequence-specific DNA binding; DNA-binding transcription factor activity, RNA polymerase II-specific. Gene Ontology annotation, biological process: regulation of transcription by RNA polymerase II. The record is from RefSeq and is a predicted model, not a curated record. The transcript is spliced from 9 exons.
AAUAAAAAAAACUUUACCGAGCGCAAAGUUGAUUGCAUGUUUCUCACUGAAACAUGUCUGUCAUCCAACUAGUGCCGCUCUUAUUGAAGCCUCCCCCUGGACUACAGCUUUUCAUACUCGAUCGGAAAACGGGUACUAAUACUCUCAGCUGUAAGGAUAUUUUGUCUGGCAACUUUAGGUAUUUUGAGCAUCAUGCUAUACUGUUUAAAUGUCAGCUACCAGUGCUGGCUAUAACCCUGUAUAGGACAACAAAGUACUGCCCCACUUUCUUUACUGGUUUCUCUGAACUAUUGUAUGUUGUCCUUGAGAACUAUGAUAAAAUCAUUGUGUUGGGCGAUUUUAAUAUUCAUGUUGACAGACUGACUCCAAGGCCAUUGAAUUGAUUAAUAUUUUUUGCUCUAUGGACUUUAUCCAAAAUGUUACUGGGCCCAGCCAUAACUACAGCCAUACUCUGGACCUGGUUAUUACCAAGGGGCUUUCUAUUGGGCCCAGCCAUAACUACAGCCAUACUCUGGACCUGGUUAUUACCAAGGGGCUUUCUACUGGGCCCAGCCAUAACUACAGCCAUACUCUGGACCUGGUUAUUACCAAGGCUCUUUCUAUUGGGCCCAGCCAUAACCACAGUCAUACUCUGGACCUGGUCAUUACCAAGGGUCUUUCUAUUGACAUAUCCUCUAUUGUUGAUGUUGCUUUAUCUGAUCAACACUGUAUUUGUUACUACAGUUCACAGAAUUGUCCAUUUAAUUUUUUGGGGCCAAUUUAUUCAUUACUACAUGUAGCUAAAAUUUAUAUAGUUAAUCCAGAGAUUUUGUUUAACCUUUGCCUCCGUUCGGCAGUCUCGUCCAGAUUAUCAUGGCAUUUUUAGUUCUUUUUGACAGCCACUUUAGCAUCUAAUUUUUGGGGGGUAAAUAGAGGCAAAUAUAUUGAUAAAAGUCACGUUGUGCUUGACGGAUUUAAAAUGAAAUGAAACACAGUGGGCAGAGCCAAGCAAGGAGGUGGGCAGAGCCAAGCAAGGAGGUGGGCAGAGCCAAGCAAGGAGGUGGGCAGAGCCAAGCAAGGAGGUGGGCAGAGCCAAGCAAGGAGGAAGUGGCUAUAACAGGAAGUGAUAACAGGAAGUGACUAGCUGAGCAUGGAGUACACCACCGCCACCACCUCGACUGGGGAGCAGAUAGUUGUGCAGACAUCCAAUGGACAGAUACAACAACAGGUCCAGGGUCAGCCGCUGAUGGUGCAGGUGAGCGGAGGGCAGUUGAUCACGUCGUCAGGGCAACCCAUCAUGGUGCAGGCUAUGGGUGGGGGACAGGGACAGACCAUCAUGCAAGUGCCUGUGUCUGGAGGACAGGGACUACAACAGAUCCAGCUGCAGGGUGGACAGCAGAUCCAGCUGCAGAACGGCCAGACGAUCCAUCUAGGGGGACAGCAGAUCCAGCUGCAGGGCGGACAGAUGUUACAGCUCGGGGGACAGCAGGGUCAAACCCAACAGAUCAUCAUCCAACAGCCACAACAAGCCAUCACAGCCGGACAGAACCAGGGCCAGCAGAUCCAGUUGCAGCAGGGCCAGCAGCUGGCGCAGACGGCUGACGGACAGACCAUCGUCUACCAGCCGGUCAACGCAGACGGCACCGUCCUGCAACAGGGAAUGAUCACCAUCCCAGCAGGCAGUCUGACGGGGGCCCAGAUGGUACAGACAGGGGGCGCCAACACCACCACUACCAACAGUGGACAGCAGGGCACCGUGACCGUCACCCUGCCAGUCUCAGGCAACAUGAUGAACACCGGUGGCAUGGUCAUGAUGAUGCCUAGUGGAGGUGCAGUGCCUGCUAUGCAGCGUAUCCCUCUACCCGGGGCUGAGAUGUUAGAGGAGGAACCUCUGUACGUCAACGCUAAACAGUACCAUCGCAUCCUGAAGAGAAGACAGGCCCGCGCCAAGCUGGAGGCUGAGGGCAAGAUCCCUAAAGAGAGGAGGAAAUACCUGCACGAGUCCCGUCACCGUCACGCCAUGCAGCGCAAGAGGGGAGACGGAGGACGCUUCUUCUCUCCCAAGGAGAGGGAGGAGAUGGCCCUGGCCCUGCAACAGGCAGAGCUGGCCGCCCAGGCAGGAGAAGACGAUGUAGCUCAGAUGGUCCGAGUUUCUUAGCACCUACAACCCCCGACCACCCCUCCGUCAGUCAGUCGAGGCCCUCUGAGCCCCCCUCCCCCACCCAGCUAGCCAGCACCCAGCUACACCUCUCAUCUCCUAAGAAUAAUAAUAAUUGGAUUGAUAGAGCACUUCUCCAGACACUCAAAGUUCUUUACAAUGUAAGGAGGAAACUCAUCCAAGAACUACAAAUAUGUAGCUCCUAUCCAGAUGAUGCCAUGGCAGACAUAAACCUGUAUUCUCCCAUCACCUCUUGCCCCUAUACUCAACAAUAUGAUAUCCCUAUGACUGGUGUCCUCCAUGAUGGGUCACUAUGAGUUAACUUUAACCCUUGACCUCCCAACGCCCUGGUCUUCCAGACCUGGCACUGUGACUGACUGCAGUGCCUGAGGUAUUCAGUAAGAUGUGAAAGUUAAGAUUUACCGGGACUGCAGCACUCUGUCCUGGAAACCAAGACGAACAAUGAGAUGUUUCACCUGUAUAAUACCACCUGUCAAUGACUUCAUGUUUGCUGACAAAGUCAUAACUGCUGGGAGUUAGUUGCAGAAUACAUUUUGUUUGGUCGUAAAGCAGCUAAAUGUUUUUGUUGUCGGUGUGUUUCACAAAUGCAAAAAAAAAAACUGUUUACAAAUUCAGCUGUAAAAGAGUCAAAAUGAUGGAACACUUAUUGUUGCCCUGUAUGUGUAUUUUGUUGAAACAUGCAACACCAUAGAAGCCCAGCCUUGGUCCAUAAGGAUUGUCAAAUAUUGAUGAUAAUAAUAAUAUCUCCAAAAAUCUCAAAUAUUGUCUCCAAAAUGGAUAUUAGUUAGAACGCUUUUUUUGUAAGCACUUUUCAGCAGGGUCCAAUUUCAACAUGUUCUCAUAGAGAACUGUAGAGGAACAUUUUGCAUUUCAGUUUACUUCCUGAAUUGAAAUGGAAGAGACCCCAAGUCUUGCAUUUCAGAUGUGAUUUCAAUAUCCAGUCCAGUUAUUGUCUGUACAGGGAAUAUGUAUUUUAUAUAACUUUUUUUUUCUUCUUCUUUGUAGCGAAAUAGACACAUUUAUGUUGACACGACGUCUGAAUGACCCGUGUACUUUGUCUGGUUUACUUUAGGGUGUCUUUUUUUAUUAUUUUUUUGAAGAGUACAUUUUAUAUUCUUCUGAAGCAGUCCUCCAAAACAUUUUGGUUUUUUUUGUGGUUGACACCAUUGUUUCAAAGAGCUCAUCUGUUCAUUAAAUUCUAUUACGUUCACUUGAAGUCA